Dama dama (fallow deer) is the source of this 5933-nucleotide messenger RNA. It is a transcript of the gene ITGA8, whose product is annotated as integrin subunit alpha 8. Gene Ontology annotation, cellular component: external side of plasma membrane; integrin complex. Gene Ontology annotation, biological process: integrin-mediated signaling pathway; cell-matrix adhesion; cell adhesion mediated by integrin. The coding region runs from base 16 to 3204 and encodes 1062 amino acids. NCBI's taxonomy places the organism in Eukaryota, Metazoa, Chordata, Mammalia, Artiodactyla, Cervidae. Gene Ontology annotation, molecular function: integrin binding. The transcript is spliced from 30 exons. The record is from RefSeq and is a predicted model, not a curated record.
CCCGGCCGGAGGGCGAUGUCUGCCCGGCCCCGCCGCGGUCCCCGGGGCAGCCGGGCACCGCCGCUUGCGCCCCUCUGCUGCUUCUCGGCCGCUCUGGGGAUGCUGUGGUCCCCCGCCUCGCAGGCGUUCAACUUGGACGUGGACAAGCUCACGGUGUACAGCGGACCCGAAGGCAGCUACUUCGGCUACGCGGUGGACUUCCACAUACCUGCCGCUCGCACGGCGAGUGUCUUGGUGGGGGCACCCAAAGCCAACACCAGCCAGCCAGACAUCGUGGAAGGGGGAGCAGUCUACUACUGUCCUUGGCCCGCCGAGGGGUCUGCGCAGUGCAGGCAGAUACCAUUUGACAACACCAACAACAGAAAGAUAAGAGUAAAUGGAACCAAGGAACCUAUAGAAUUUAAAUCAAAUCAAUGGUUUGGAGCAACAGUGAGAGCUCAUAAAGGAAAAGUGGUGGCUUGUGCUCCAUUAUAUCACUGGAGAACUCUUAAACCAACACCAGAAAAGGACCCAGUCGGCACUUGCUAUGUAGCAAUUCAGAAUUUCAGUGCGUAUGCUGAGUACUCUCCUUGUCGGAACAGCAAUGCUGAUCCUGAAGGCCAGGGUUACUGCCAAGCAGGAUUUAGUCUGGAUUUUUAUAAGAAUGGAGACCUUAUAGUUGGAGGCCCUGGAAGUUUUUAUUGGCAAGGUCAGGUGAUCACGGCCAGUAUUGCAGAUAUCAUUGCAAACUACUCAUUCAAGGAUAUCCUAAGGAAAUUGGCUGGAGAAAAGCAGACAGAAGUGGCUCCAGCUUCCUACGAUGACAGUUAUCUUGGAUAUUCAGUUGCUGCUGGGGAAUUUACUGGGGACUCUCAGCAAGAAUUGGUUGCUGGAGUCCCAAGAGGCGCACAGAGUUUUGGAUAUGUUUCAAUCAUUAACUCUACAGAUAUGACCUUUAUUCAGAAUUUCACUGGUGAACAGAUGGCAUCUUAUUUUGGAUAUACAGUUGCAGUAUCAGAUGUUAACAAUGAUGGGAUGGAUGACAUACUGAUUGGGGCCCCUCUCUUUAUGGAACGUGAAUUUGAGAGCAGCCCCAGAGAAGUAGGGCAAGUUUAUCUGUAUCUGCAAGAGAGUGCUCUCGUCUUCAGAGACCCGCAGGUGCUUGCAGGCACUGAGGUUUUCGGGAGAUUCGGCAGUGCUGUGGCACAUUUAGGAGACCUGAACCAAGACGGAUACAAUGACAUUGCCAUUGGUGCGCCUUUUGCCGGCAAGGAUCAAAGAGGCAAAGUGCUCAUUUACAAUGGGAACAAGAAUGGCUUAAACACCAAGCCUUCCCAGAUUCUGCAAGGAGUGUGGGCCUCCCAGGCCGUCCCUUCUGGAUUCGGCUUUACUUUAAGAGGAGAUUCAGACAUAGACAAGAAUGAUUACCCUGAUUUAAUUGUGGGUGCAUUUGGAACAGGAAAAGUAGCAGUUUACAGAGCGAGGCCAGUUGUGACGGUGGGGGCCCAACUUAUCCUGCAGCCAGUGAUCAUCAAUCUGGAAAACAAAACCUGCCUGAUUCCAGAAUCAGUGGCACCUGUGGCCUGCUUUUCUUUAAAAGUGUGUGCAUCUGUGGCAGGCCAGAACAUUGCAAACACAAUAGGCCUGACCGCUGAGGUGCAGUUAGACACCCUGAAACAAAAAGGAGCCAUUAAACGUACGCUGUUCCUUGAUAACCAUCAGUCACAUCUCGUCUUCCCUCUCGUGAUAAAGGGGCAGAAAUCCCCCCAGUGCCAGGAUUUUAUCGUUUACCUUCGAGAUGAGACUGAAUUCCGAGACAAAUUAUCUCCAAUCAACAUCAGUAUGAAUUACAGUUUGGAUGAAUCCACUUUUCAAGAAGGUCUGGAGGUGAAACCAAUAUUGAACUACUACAGGGACAACGUUGUUACUGAACAGGCUCACAUCCUGGUCGACUGUGGAGAAGAUAACAUGUGCAUUCCUGACUUGAAGCUGUCAGCUAGACCAGAUAGGCCCCAGGUCAUCAUUGGAGAUGAAAACCACCUUAUGCUCAUAAUCAACGCGAGAAAUGAAGGGGAAGGUGCCUACGAAGCCGAGCUCUUUGUGCUCAUUCCAGAAGAGGCCGAUUAUGUUGGGAUUGAACGCAGCAACAAGGCUUUGCGCCCACUGAGUUGUGAGUACAAGAUGGACAAUGUCACCCGAAUGGUGGUGUGUGACCUUGGGAACCCUAUGGUGGCUGGAACAAAUUUUUCUCUGGGCCUCCGAUUUACAGUUCCACGUCUUGAGAAAACAAACAUGAGCAUUAACUUCGAUCUUCAAAUCAGAAGUUCCAACAAGGACAACCCAGACAGCAAUUUUGUGAGCCUGCAAAUCAACAUCACUGCUGUAGCGCAAGUAGAAAUAAGAGGGGUGUCCCACCCUCCGCAGAUCGUCCUGCCCAUUCAGAACUGGGAACCGGAAGAGGAGCCUCACAAGGAGGAGGGAGUUGGACCAUUGGUGGAACAUAUUUAUGAGCUGCACAAUAUUGGACCAAGCACCAUCAGUGACACCCUACUGGAGGUGGGCUGGCCCUUCUCUGCCCGGGACGAAUUUCUCCUCUACAUUUUUCAUAUUCAAACUCUGGGACCUCUGCGAUGUCAAACAAAUCCUGAUAUCAACCCACAAGACAUAAAGCCGGCUGCCCCCUGGGAGGACACCCCUGAGUUGAGUGCGUUUUUGCGAAACUCCACCAUCCCUCACCUGGUCAGGAGGAGAGACGUGCCUCAACUGGAGCCUCACAGACAGAGACCCGCAAAAAUCCUGAAUUGUACAAACAUUGAGUGCUUACAGAUCUCCUGUGCAGUGGGACGACUCGGAGGAGGAGAAAGCGCCGUCCUGAAAGUCAGGUCACGACUGUGGGCCAAGACAUUUCUCCAGAGGAAAAAUGAUCCCUAUUCUCUUGCAUCCCUGGUGUCCUUUGAAGUUAAGAAGAUGCCUUAUAAAGAUCAGCCAGCAAAACUCCCAGAAGGCCACAUAGCAAUUAAAACAUCGGUUAUUUGGGCCACCCCAAAUGUUUCCUUCUCAAUUCCAUUAUGGGUAAUAAUACUAGCAAUACUUCUUGGAUUAUUGGUUCUGGCCAUUUUAACCUUGGCUUUAUGGAAGUGCGGAUUCUUUGACCGAGCAAGACCACCCCAGGAUGAUAUGAAUGACCGGGAACAGCUGACCAAUGAGAAAACACCUGAGGCAUGAAAAGGAAAGCCAAAGACAAAAACAACUCCAAUACUAGUCCAGUUCAAAGCAAAGAAGGAUCAUGAGGGUUUAACCCAGAUUGUCCUGCACCUGCCAGUGUCCUCAGACAUGGGAGGUCCACGUCAUCACCUCAUCUACACUGUACUCUGGAGAAGCUGCCAUGGAUCCUGGUGAUCCUGUGGGGAAAGGAAGCCUUCUCACACUGCAGAAAUGCUGGGCAGCUGUGGAAGAUGUCUUUGGCUUGAGUCCUUCUGUAUUUGGCAGACACUUUGAAAUGGGUAUGGGAACGUGAGGUUACUUUCCAGGUAAAUCCAUCUGAAGUCUCGAAAAUGCAGUGUCUGAGUUAGGAUGGACUCUAGAAGGUGAACUCGGACCAAACCUUCCAACACUACUGUAUACAAUGGAAUAUUUGAAACCUCCCUCUGGAAAAGAAAUAUUUCUAGUGACGUUACAGCUCAGGGAGACCAGCCUAUGCUGUUGGGACUGUGAAAGGACCUUGGAAAUGGCAGAGAUCAUCUUUGUGAGCGAGGAUAACGAUUUAUUUAUUUAUUUUCCAUGACUCUAGGCUGACACUCUAGAGCAUCUGGAAAUUAAAGAUUUGGUUCGCUGGUUUUUUAAAUCACUCACCAAAUUUCCCUCCGAGAUGUCCAUUUUGUGCAGAAUACAUAACUUAACAGGACUUAGGAUUUAGAUAGGGUUAAGGAAAAAUGAAUUUGUAUUAGAAGACUGUUUCACUUUCAUGACUUCUACAUGAAAUUACUUUUAUUCACACUUUCAGGGACUCACAUCUGCUUAAUUUAGCCUUGCAAAAAGUUGCAUUGAUAUCUACUUUUACAAAAAAAAAAAAAAAAAUCAUCUUUCCAUUAACUUAAUUAGCAUUUCAAGGGACUCUCAACCUUGAGUGGUACUUAAAAAUAAUGGUAAAACUUCUAGAGUCCAUUCACAAAAUAGCAAUUGGGCAGGCAUAUUAUUUUUAAUAUCUAUAAGAGGCAAUAGCAAUAUUUUAAUUUGGGAUUAAAUACCUAUUUUUUUUUACUCUACGUCAAACUUACAUUCACAGAAAAGACACGUUAAACAUAAAUAGGAAGAAGAGUAAGUUAGGCAUAUGGUUGAUGAACCUAGAAAACAGAUUCCUAUGGAUUUUAUUUAGAACUGCCUGUUUCAACUUUACUUUUCAUUUUUCCUGCUAAUCGUUAUAGUACGUGCCUUUGGAAAAUAAUUUUUACUUAAGCUAUUUUCCCAUCAUCUUGAAUUUAAUCAUCACAGAAAACUUGAUGUUUAAAACUCUUGUAAAUAAUCCAUAAUCAUAUGUAACAGUAUCAUUUUAAGUAAAGUUGACCAGCCAAAUUUAUAUAGUCUGCACAACUUUGUAUCCUUUUUAUGAUAAUGAAAAAUGAUUAUGAAGACGUGCUAAACAAAUUUUAUAUUUAUGUGCAAUAUUUUAGAGACCUAUGUAUCAAAAAGCAUGUUUACACUGGCAUUAGUUAUUUUUUAAAUUAAUAUCCUGAAUAUUAAGUAUGAUAAAACCAGCAGACCCCAAUCCUUCAGUUUACAAAGCAGUUGGAAAAUUUAUGUCCCAAUUUCAACAAUCACACUUGAUUCGAAAGAUGAGCCAAACUCACAGACACUAAAUUUUUGGUCAUGCCUUAACCUGGAGACGAGCCAUCUGGCUCCAGCUGCAGAAUUUCUUUGGAAACCAAAUCAAAGGCACACGGGUGAAUACACUGAACAGUUCAUCCUCUGCCUGCUCGUGAAUUAAAUCCUGUCAUGGUAGCAGUUUCAAGGCUGUCAGGAACUGAAGUCUGGCUCCCAGCAUGUGUGGCUGACUUGGGGGUGAGAACUGCACAUGUUUCAAAGAGUUUGAGGGUCUCAUGUCAGCCUCGUGGGGUCUUAGGUGGUCACUGUCUGGGUGGAAGUGGUUCUACAGGCAAUGGCUAUCUCUGAGAUGAGCGGAAGGAGGGCUCUCUGCCUCCAAAGUUACACCCCAACUCUUGUCAUCAUGCCUGACUUUUGGCCAAGAGAGAAUAGCUCCUCAAGAUUUGGGGUCACAAAAGAGCCCUAAGAAAACACACCUGUUGUCUUUUAGGCUAACCUUCAUAAAGGAACCCGGAACUCUUAGGGCUGGGACCAUGAAAGCCAGGUCAUACAGACACCUGGAGGAAGCUUGAGAUUCCAGGAAUAAGGCUGGGAUCCAGAACAGAGCAAGGUGUGAGGACUUCAAAGGCAAACUACAGCAUCCUCACAGUCUCAGCCCAAAGUGACCCCCAUCUAGGACAGGCACUGCUAUCUAUAGGCAGUUUGCAGAGGGCCAUCAAUGCACACUGAGGUCAGGUGAACCCUCCACGCCUCAGUUCUUGAGUGUCCCUCCACGUGGAAAAUAUUCUAAAAAUGCACUGAGCAAAUCUGCUUCUCAUCAUAUAAAGCCAAUCACUUUCAUCAUUUAUAAUAUGCUGUUGCUUCUCUUAGAAUCUAUCUAUAUAUUUCAUAUAUAUCUUUUGAAAUACUUGCAGCUUAUUUUCAAGACAUGGGAAAAAAUGGACAAAUCAAGUUUUAUAAACUUGGAGAUUUUUAUACACUAAAUAAACAACAUGGACCAGUUGCCCACUGAAACCCCACUUCUUUGAACUCAACCCUUUUCUUGUUUUAUUUAAAUAUAUGUGUAGAAUCUGUGAAGAUUUUCAUGUACCUACUUACCUUGUCACUAAUAAAAUUAAAAACUAAAGACCUGA